AAUUGAUUGAAUUGAAAGCCCCAACUAUAGUUAAAAGGAUCAUAGAGAGAAGUUAUACGCGGAGCGGACUCACCUAAUCCAAAGGUUAUUCAGAAAAUUUCGAAGAAUCGACGGCGACCGACGAGAGAAGCGGCGGUUGGACGGCAAAACGGCGGGGGUAACCACCAGCUGCUAGCACCAGCACAACCACCGGCACAGCCACGAUGUGCGGAUCUGGUCUAGGAAUUUGCAGGAAGAUAGAGUAGACGCGCGCGGCAGCAUGUCGUUCGUUCAUCUCACUUGGUCACUUCACUUAUGUCGCCAACUCCCACAUCGACGCCACGCCACUACACGUGCGUCCUUUCCACGACGCUCUCGUUGGAAUCUCAUCCCAAUUUGGUUUUGCCGCCGCUUGUACCGUUUCAGGACGGAUGCCAGGUUCUCUUUACCCUUGGGGAAAGCCACAUCCCCUGCAGCUGUCCCUGAUCGACCCUUCCUGCAUGAAAUGGCGAUCUCCACAUCCUUGAUCAAGUCCAAC
Molecule: messenger RNA, 517 nt
Organism: Linum tenue
Lineage: Eukaryota; Viridiplantae; Streptophyta; Magnoliopsida; Malpighiales; Linaceae
Source: the annotation of a GenBank genome assembly